Messenger RNA from Schizosaccharomyces cryophilus OY26, 1119 nucleotides. Its product is annotated as ubiquitin-protein ligase E3. The record is from RefSeq and is a predicted model, not a curated record. Gene Ontology annotation, biological process: protein polyubiquitination; protein monoubiquitination. Gene Ontology annotation, molecular function: ubiquitin protein ligase activity. Bases 171 to 986 code for a protein of 271 amino acids. Lineage: Eukaryota; Fungi; Ascomycota; Schizosaccharomycetes; Schizosaccharomycetales; Schizosaccharomycetaceae. The transcript has a single exon.
CCUACUUUUUGCCAACUGCUUAAAAACGUUUCUAGAGUAAAUUCGUUUACUGAAUUUCUGUUUAUUUAAAUUUAAUUUCAUAGGUAUUUUCUUGAGAAGUUUCUUGUCGCCAAUGGUAUCUUAGACGCCUUCAUGGAUCAUCGUUGACACUACAAGUUUGGUUCUAGCACAUGGAGAAGGACAAAAAGAGAUUACUUUUUAGGAGAAAGCGAUUAAAAUCGGAAUAUGGACUAGGGCGUCUUCGUAGACACUGUGCAAUUUGUUUGGAACAGGAUGGCCGUCGGGCUCAGUUGUCUCCUUGUCAACAUGAUCAGUUUGACUAUGAGUGUAUUCGUCAAUGGUUAGAGAAAUCAUUGACGUGUCCGAUUUGCAAGCAGUCUGUGGACUGUGUUUAUUAUGACUUUACUGGACCUGGCCGAUCGAAAAAGUGGUAUCCUCACUCCUUUUUGUCACAGUCAAAAAAAGAAGGAAGUAGGGCUUCUUCAUCAGCUGGAGAUUCUGUUUAUGGAGGGUUUUCUGAGAACACUAUCAAUAUCGUCGGCAUCCGCCGACGAAUCUAUGAAAAAGAAUGGCUUAGUCUUUCAAUGGCCUCUCGCCCAGAAAACAUCAAAUAUUAUCGGGGCUUUACUCCCAGCCAGUUUUGUUCCGAUCCUUCCUUGCAGCAACGAGCAGUCGAUUUUCUUGCAACGGAAUUGAUGGUGUUUGAUUAUUUGGGCGAAGAGCAAACGACGUUUCUACGUGAGUAUAUUCUAGGUCUUUUAAAGCGGCAAUCCAUUUUAGAGGAACAGACGUUUCAUGAAAUUAGCGAAUUUUUUGGUGAAAGAGAUGGUUCGUUGUUCGUACAUGAGAUGAAUCGGUACCUGUGCUCCUCGAUUUCUUCCCUUAGCACCUUUAUGCAUAGUAGAAGCUUUGUGUAUGGUCCAGAAAAACUGACAAUGGCUGAAUUAAAUGAACGCUUCUUCCGCAGGUCCGAAGAUUGCUUCUAGUCUUUAUGUUACCAUGCUGAUGGAUUUUUUUCAUAAAUAUGCAUAUCGUAGUAGCUUGAAAAGAAAAUCUUUCAAAUAAAAUUUAUUGCUUUCUAUAUAAUUUAAAUUUCAAUAAAUAUACACUUAUUUCUAU